GCACUGGGAAGGAGACAGCUCCCUCCCCCCAAAAACCCAGCGCGCCUCACGUUGCAUGGGUCCCCGGUUAUUGAUAACACAAUUUGCCCGCUGGGAUCCAUCCCGGUAGCGUGGAAACUCGUGGAUAUCGGGAGUGGAAAUACAAGAGGCAUCCUGGACCGAAGAACAGCAGCGAUCUGCUCAUUAUCGGCGACAAAAUAGAGAGCCGAGCCCACCCCUUUGACUUGACAACGCGGCACCAAGCAGGCAGAAAGGUAUGGGAAUGUCAUACUAUCCGGUUAAAUGCCGAUUGAAUUAAAAAUCGGGUAUCUCGGGACGGUUGGGGAUGAUGCCGUUGCUUGGUGCGGUAGCGUUCACGCCGCUCACACUGCACCACUGAACUGGUGCUGCCAAGAAAGCAAUCAUCGUCGAUGAAUGCUAGAAAAUCAUAUUUGUGCAGCGAGGAAGCCCACAUUAGGGGAUAUUUGCGUUGAUGCCAACGUUGAGUUAAAUGUGGAGACGCUGCGGCAGUUUGACUUGGCAUGGAGCAAUAGUGGGCAUCGGGCUUGCGAUUCAUGCACGUCGGCUAUGAUGCUGCUGAGUGUCAUCAUCACAUCCUCGGUUAUUUAAAGAUUGAUCUUCCUGCAUUUGUGUGCGUGUGUGCACAGCUCCUUCCUGCAGGCCCCGUGGUUGUUUAUUGCCCGUUUUUUACACGCUCUCAUUUCGCUCUCUCCUCGUGCAGUGGUGCAGUACAAGAAAUGGAGCUGGUGUAGGAUAUGUGAAUUGGAUACAUGUGCUCUCUCUCUCUCUAUCUCUCUCCCUCUCUCUCUCCCCGGAUUGCUCACACCAACAUUCAGGCACGCAUGCACGCACGGACCUACGUAUACAACCACUUUGUGCUGGUUAUGCAAUUCGUCAAAUUCUUCAGGUGCACACAAUGCGCCUCACUUCGACGUAAGGGAGCUGCUCAGGAGUUUUUCCUUCUCAUGCUGUCACACACUGAUGCACCUUAGAGGGACAGUUUGAUAACAGGUGACAUCCAGAGCUGCUCAACCUCCUCUUAUGUUAGUUCAUUCAUAAAGCCCACCUCCACUCUGGGUGAUGGCUCCACUGGGCAUGCUGGUUCUCUCAUUCAUACUCAGAGAAGAGGCAUGAUUCAGACUGGAUUUGGGUUUUGAGAUGAAGUGACUGAGUGGUUCGACUAGGGGGGGACUGGAUGAGAGCCAAAUUCACAGCAAGACUCCAGUGUAUUGAUGAUUUGAAUCACUUGAAUAAAAGAAAAGUUAGUGCAUACUCUGGAGAGAGAUGCAAUGAUACUGUUGAUUUUCACCAUGAGACUGUUACUGAGUUUCCCUCUGAAAAAUGUGCAUGUAAUUGAGGGUAAACUCUGCUUGAUGACAUUUCACCAGCAUUGAUAAACAUUUCACCCUCUGUUAGGUUUGCAUUGUUUUUAAUUUGUUUGUGCCACAAGAUAAUUUACCUGAAACUAAUUGAUGUUUGAGGCUAAAAGGUUAUAUCUUUAAUUAGUUGGUGCCUUGACUGGCAUGACUACAAAUACAGCAUGUUAAAUCUGAUGUAGUAUUGGUGGCAGGAACUAGGACUGGGUGAUUAUAUGAUUGGGAUAAAUUUCAGUCCGAUCACGGUGAUCAGCUGUGAGCUUAUUUUCUCGAUCAAACUUGGCGAAAACGUGCAUCACAACAGCCAAUCAGAGUCGAGCUUUUCCUGCUCACUUCUGUAAGUUGCUGGACAAGUAAACAGAGUAACCGAACGUGGAGCUGAGGGCAGUAAAAUAGAUGUCAGCUAUGACUUGGAGUCAUCCUCCAAAGAUGUUAUUGUUGAGAAGAAAAGUUAUUUAACGUCUUGUUUAGUAUUUAUCUAUUUAUUUUUAGUACAGAUGCUUUAAAACUGGCAGUUUAAAAAAAAAAAAUCAUGAUAAUAAUCAAGAUCGGACAAUAUGACAAAGUAUAUCGUGAUCAUCUUUUUGGCCACCAGGCUGUUAUACAAUAUUAUGUGCAAUACAUGAAUGAUGUGUGGAUGAGAGGACAGUUACGUUUUCUUUUAGAAUGGUGAAUUUCAUUAUUUAAAGUUUUUUUUUUAGUAGGCUGUAUUAUAUUGUUUUUAUACUGUGUGCUUUUACACUUAUUGUUCUUAUAUUUAUUGCUUUUGUUGCACACUGGGAAGGGCAUCCUGAACUAAUUUUGUUGUAACCUGGUGUACAAUGACGAUAAAGUCUGAAUCAAAAUCUGAAUCUAGUACUGACGCUUGUAAAAGCAUUAUCAACUGUACACUGAAGUUAUUUAUCAGUAAAGAAGUGAUAGAUUUAAUGCUGCAGGCAUUUCAGCACUGGACAGCUCCUAGUUCUAAAAAGAGCUGAGUUUCAAUCUUGGAGCUGUCCGGUGCUGAAGUUACUCUGUUCCUGCUAUAAUCCCUAAAGGCAGUUAGCAUGAUGUUUAUAUUUAUAAAAAAAUAACUUUAUCCUUCUAAUGCACAAUAUUUUCUAACAUCUUCUCUUCAGGUUUACUUCUCAUCCUCCCAUCCUCCAUCCACCCUGACCCGCUGUGUUGGGGAAACCCCUGAUGAGUGGGACCUGUAUCCAUGAGCCCCGCGCCCCUUCCCCCUCCCUGUCAGGCUUCAGCACCCCCAUCUCAGAGCCCCCGUAUCGAAGACUCGAUGGAGACACCCCUGCAUGCACCCCCGAAACUGACCUGACCCCCACACAGUGUGUCCUCCGUAACGUGCUGUCCAUCGACACAGGCGGUCAGGUGGCACAGGGUGGCAGCAGCCCCACCCCCAGCGAUGGACCCUCAGCUCACUUUGACAACAGUGUGCUAAAACUACAUGAACAUGAGGCCUGCCAGUGCGGCGGCGGGGCCGAGGCCGGGCACAGUCCCGAGGCUGGUGCUGUCCGGAGCCAAUCGGACAACAUCCGGCUACAAUCAGGAAGUGGAGGUUUUUUGGAGGGACUGUUUGGCUGCCUAAAGCCAGUCUGGACCAUGAUUGGAAAGGCCUACUCCACUGAACACAAACAUAAUAAUGAAGGUAUGUUCACAACAAAUGUCCCUGUUUUAGGCUAUUUUACUCUGUGAAGUAUGCUCCCAUUUUACAUCCUGAACUUAUGGUCAAGAGGCAUUCAUUUACCAUGUGAUAUUUUUGUGCUGCUGUCAUAAACAUGGAGCUAGACUCAAAAGAAUGAGCUCAUGCAUGAAGGGAGGAUCAGAAAAGAAACUACAAGUCCAGCAGAAAAAAAGAUGUCCUGCAACAGACUUCAUGCAUCUAUUAAGUCCAAGGGUUCCAGCCUGGGGCCUUAAAAGAGUCACAAAACUAGUCUGACAAUGCGGUGUGGAGGAAACCAAAUCAUUUAACUAAUUUGGAUAUUUUUCUAACAUCUGUUUAGAGAUAUUAAAUGUUUAAUAAAUGAAUCCCCAAGAACAUUAAGACUCAAGCGUUCACCAAAAUGCAAUAAUUCAAGAAUUUUGGUCAGGAGUUGUCUUUUAAAAACUCAUUAAAAUAUAUAAAGUGAUUAGAACCAUAAACCACUUUUAUGAGGAAUCAUGAGCUUAAAACAAAGCACUACCUUUCUGUGUUUUCUUAAUGCUAAAUCUUAAUCUGAAAUCAACUAAAUCAACCACAGCUUUAUUUUCAAAGCUGAGAACUACACCAUUUACACAAGUUAUAUAAGAACAAUGAUGUUUUUAUAUAUAAAGUGGCAGAGAACUUAAAACAAACUGAACUGCGGGUACACUGAAGUGUUUGAGUACAGUCCCUUUCUGUUGUAAAGCAUGAGACCUCAGUUCGUUUCUUCGCUCUGUGACCAGUUGCCACCGUGUCCAGCUGGCAGAGUGAUGGUGUUCACGGCCCCGUCAGCCUGGCCCACUCUCAGUCAUCAGCUGCCGUGAGUUUUCACAGCUGGCCAGGGGAGGCGUCAUGUGCAUCCGCCUCGGUUGCAGCAGCCCUCCAGAGAUCUCGACACUUUCUGUGGACCUCAUGAAGAAUUGAUUCGGCUGUCUCUUUUAUUCUGCGCGGCUUGUCUGUCCUUAGUGACCGAGCUCUCACAGUCAUUUAAGAAGAGUCAAUAUGACAGAUGACAGACAGAUUAGAGGAUGAGUGGACUCUGUAUUCCCCUGAUUUUCCCCUUAUCUCUGGAUAGAAAUGUAAUGGGCUGCUGGAUCAGUUGUCAAUAUACCAUUUGUUUGAACAUGACAGGCCUUUUGUAUGAUGUAAUUGUGUCUUGCCGGCCCAUUCUCAUGUGUAGCAUGCAGCUAGCAUUUGUUCAGCAAACCCUAGGUAGAGUACAUAUUGACUUUUAGAGGUUUUGCAAAGUGUGAGGGAUUAAAUGUGAAUAAUUGCUCUUGAAAAACUGUUGCAAUGUCUGUGUAACUCCAGUUUGAGCUCCCUUCUACUCACUGAGCCUGUUUUUUUUUGGGAAUGCUGGUGUGUGUUUAGAGUCCUGGGAGGUUCCGUUUGAGGAGAUCUCCGACCUGCAGUGGGUGGGCAGCGGGGCGCAGGGGGCCGUCUUCCUCGGCAAGUUCCACGGAGAAGAAGUGGCCGUAAAGAAAGUGAGGGACAUCAAAGAGACCGAGAUCAAACACCUCCGCAAACUCAAGCACCCCAACAUCAUCACUUUCAAGUGAGGAAACUUGGGAGAUCCUCAGGGAUCACGUGUGUUUUAACUGCUUUGAUAUGGUAUGUUUUCUGACUGCAAUGCUUCCUUGCAGGGGAGUUUGCACCCAGGCUCCAUGCUACUGUAUCCUGAUGGAGUACUGUGCUCAAGGGCAGCUGUAUGAGGUGCUGAGGGCGGGCCGUAAAAUCACCCCAUCUCUUUUGGUUGAUUGGUCCAUGGGCAUUGCUGGCGGCAUGAACUACCUGCACCUCCACAAAAUCAUCCACAGAGACCUCAAGUCCCCAAAGUACGCCGCCGCCGAUCUCUUAAACAUUCACAAAACCUGGAAUUUCAUGGCUGAAUCCUUAUUUUCAUGUAACACUGAUAUCUUAUCUCACACUUUACAGCAUGCUGAUCACCCAUGACGACCUGGUUAAGAUCUCCGACUUCGGCACCUCAAAGGAGCUCAGUGACAAGAGCACCAAGAUGUCAUUUGCAGGCACUGUAGCUUGGAUGGCUCCUGAAGUCAUUCGUAAUGAGCCGGUGUCAGAAAAAGUGGACAUUUGGUAAGUUUGAUCAACACUUUCCUACAGCAGAAGAACUGAAGGACUACUAUUCCUUCCUGGGGGAUAAAAAGUUGCUUUUUUUAUAUCGCUAAAUUAAUUUGUUGUCUUUUAUCUCAAAGCUAUGUUGACUUCAAAGAGUCCUUAAACAUUUUCCCUGAUUUACCUCGAAGGUCCUUUGGAGUGGUGCUGUGGGAGAUGCUAACCGGAGAAAUCCCUUACAAAGAUGUGGACUCUUCCGCCAUUAUCUGGGGGGUGGGAAACAACAGCCUACAACUCCCAGUACCUGAGAGCUGCCCCGACGGCUUCAAGAUCCUCCUCAGACAGUGCUGGUGAGUACCACCAGAAGAAGUAGUGAAAAAGCUCAUCAUUGUGGUAUAUAGGAGUAGCCUCAGUCUGCAUUGUAAGGACUGUAUUGAUUAUCUGUUGUCGUCUUCCUUCUGUAGGAACUGUAAGCCCAGGAAUAGGCCGUCUUUCCGUCAGAUUCUUCUUCAUUUGGACAUCGCCUCAGCUGAUGUGCUGUCCACUCCACAGGAGACCUACUUCAAGUCUCAGGUAUGGCUUCCCCUGAGAGCCCCUGUCUGAUUAUGUAAGCUCAAUACCUGCACCAAAAGAAGUAUGCAUUUACAUUAGUGCUGCAAGAUAGAUAACCAAUGAUUUUGAUACCAGACAAACUGUUUCAGACAUUUUUCAGCUAUUUUGAUGUAAAAAUUUUCUGCUUUUUCUGUCAUUUAUUCCAGUUAAUGAGGAGUCUUUUGGUUUCAGACUGUUGCUUGGAUAAAUAAUGGAUUUCGAAGAACUCACUUUUGUAAUUUUGGAAAAUUGAAGGAACAUUUUUCACAAUUUGUCGUCCUUUAAAAGGAUUGAAGGAUUAAUCCUAAAAAAAAAUUGUCCAAUUACGAGAUAGUGACAGUAAUAGUUAGUCUCAGCUGCAUGAAUACACAGAAAAUAAAUGCACAAACUGCCACUUUGCAUCAUAAUCAGACUUUAGCUUGCUCUGGCUAAACUGCACCGGUUAAAAUAAAGUGUGCUCUCCCAGGCUGAAUGGCGAGAAGAGGUGAAACAGCACUUUGAGAAGAUUAAAUCUGAGGGUACUUGUAUCCACCGCCUCGAUGAGGAACUCAUAAACCGACGCAGGGAGGAGCUCAGGUCUGUUUCCUCUCAGUUUAUCAUCUCAUAUGUUUGUUUUAUAGUAACGCAGGGGAUCCAACCGGGAGAUGAUGGUGCUUUUUACUCUUGGCCUACAUGUAUGAGGCCACUUCCAGCUGGUUAUAUUUCUCAGUGUCAUGCCUUUGUCCGCCCUUGUGCAUGAAUUAAGUGCCCCGAGUGCAUGUCUAUUGUGAAGGAUUAGGAAUCUGUCAUGCAGAUGCACAAUGACAGCAGCCCUUUUUUUUCUUCUCAGGCAUGCCCUGGACAUCCGCGAGCACUACGAGAGGAAACUGGAGAGGGCUAACAAUCUUUACAUGGAGCUCAGCGCCGUCAUGCUGCAGCUGGAGCUCAAAGAAAAAGAGUUGCAGAGGUGGGGAGAAAAUCCAUGAAGACGGGUUAUAAACACAGUAAAUAAACGACAACGCGGUAAAACUUUGGUGUUUUUUCUUCCAGGAGGGAGCAGUCUUUGGAUAAAAAGUAUCCUGGUUUGUUUAAGCAUCACAGCUCCAGACAGAGCAGCUCCUCCAACACCAUGGACAAACUCAUCAAGAAGAGAAAUGUCCCGCAGAAGCUGCCCUCGGGAAAGAGGUGCGGCAUCUCAUUUUGUUGUUAUUUGUUGAAAGAUUAAUACAAAAACGGCUAAAUGGAUAUUCAUUAGGCGAGUGUUGACUAAUCCCUUUGUGUCUCCCCAGGCCAGACAUCCUGAAGUCUGAGGUAAUCAUUCCCAAAAUGGAUUCCUCCGUAAUGCAAGUCACUAUCCCAGCCUGCCCCAACAGGAGCUCCACUUCUCCCAGCCGAUCUCGGAGGGUAAAGACCCGCCACCGCAAGCCUGGUAAGGGCAGCAGCGGGGAUCUGGCCGGACUUAAAGCGAAUCAGUCCUCUCCUAACAGAGACUCAGCUGCCCAAGCGAACAGCUCCACUAACAACACCUCGAAGCAGCUCCUGGAGCCGUCUGCAGCCCUGCGAGGCCUCAGCCACGAGCAGCAGCAAAGGCAGCUCUCCUCCUCCAGCCCUGACCUCAUCUGCACCACGCUGGAAGCAGAGGGGCAAGGGAAAGGGGAGACCUCCGUGGGCGGGCUGGAGAGAGGUGGGAGCCUCAGUGCCUCAGCAGGGUUAGGGGGGUCAGAGGCAGGGGCGGCCGGUCUGGACGAUCUCACAGAAACUCCUCCACGCAGCGACACGCCCAGCGAGGAUGCAGCUUCGUUUCCGUUCUCCAGCAGCCCAGACUCGCCGUGUGGGAGGGGGGCGGGAGCAGGAAGGGGCUCUCUAGGAUCUCCACGUUUGCCUAAUGACGGGGACGAUAAAGAUGAUGGAGCGGGUGCUGUGAGGCUGCCUCGAGGGGCAUCAGGGGGGAUUGGGAGUCAGCACCUUACACCUUCAGCCAUCCUGUACAGAGCAGCUAUCACACGCAAACAGGUAGAGAGGCGGAUUUCUUCUUCUACUACUCUUCAGCAUUCCUCUGGUGUCACUUUGAUCAUCUUUGCUUGUGCAUUUUUCCCAACUACAGAGGCGUGGGGUGUCAUCCGAAGAGGAGGAGGGUGAAGUUGACAGUGAGGUUGAGUUACCACGGAGACGGUGAGUAACUUUGCAUCUUUUGUCACUUUAAACUCCCUCAAGCUUUUCCCCCCUCUCUGACAAGAUGACGUUGAAAAUUUCCUCACCUGUUUUUGCUCUUUUUCAAUCCACUCAGACGUCCGACUAGUAUCACCAAGUGUCAGUCGGUGUCCACCUUCAGUUCAGAGAACCUGUCAGUGUCGGACGGCGAGGAGGGCCACACCACCGACCACUCCCACAGCGGCACCCCCGAUGUGGUCAGCACCAACACGGAUGACAGGCUGGAUGACCGCAGCGACGACCUCCUCUCUCAGGGCUCUGAGAUCCCGGCGGACAACACGGAUCCCGCGCAGGCUUCAGAUGGCCUGUCGGAGCGAGACGGAGCCCUGGGCCAGGCCAAAGCUCAGCUGGACGGCGGUCAGAAUCCUAAUGAGGUAAAACAGCUCCACAGAGGAUCGCAUGUGUCAGUUCAUGUCAUCUUUUGAGACUGAUGCAAAAACACAACUCCAAAACAAAAAACAGAGAUGGAAAAUCACUGAGGGGGUACUUUUACUUUCGUCGAGUAUACGCAUUUAACUAAAAACAAAAAUACUGUCACUGUCCUUUACACACCUGAUGGAUAAAGCUGCUGAUGUCACAGAUUAGGAUUUAAAAUAAAAAAAUCUGAUUAAAGCUGGGAACAUAAAUAAAUUAUUAAAGAUGAAACCUUUUUUUACUGUUGCCAAUUUCAGAAACAACAUCUGGUGUGUUGACGCAUUUUAGAUAUUUAAUGGUUUUCACAUGAUUGCAUUGUUUUGACAGCUUUGGAGAAUUUAUGAAAAUAUCAUCAGAUAAAAAAAAAAAAAGUCGACUAAUACAUAACAAACCCAUCUAUCUCCCAAAACCCAACAGCAGGGGCCAGUUUCCAUCUUUAACCCUCACAUACUGUUCGGGUCAAAUUUGACCCGUUUUGACUUUUAACAGCAGUAAAAAUACCCUAAACGUCAUUCUUUAAGCCUGAAACUUGAUGACUUUUCCUGAAGUUGCCCAAAAUACAUGAAAUUAAUUUAAAAAUAUUCAUGUGUAUUUUUGUUUAUGUGCUACAAUUUUUUCCCCUCUAAGGUUGUUACGGGUCAAAUUUGACCCGUAUCUAUAUUUAGAUGGAUUUUAGAUCUAGCAGUGUGGGACAAGUGACAAACAGUAACAACAGUGUUCAAUAUAAGGUUUGUUGUUCAAAAAGAUAUAUUCAAAUCAUUAUGAAACUAUCAUUACCUUGACAGAAACACACACACACACACGCACACAGACAUAGAGUCACACAGACACACCUAGACAGAGGUCAAAAUGACCUAACUAGUCAAGAGAACUUUCUGUGACAGAAAGCUGCUCUUUGAACUCUUUGAAGGGGCAAUUUUGACCCGGAACAUACUGUGAAGGUACAGGAUAUGAACAGUAUGUGAAGGUUAAGCGGCCUGAAUUAGACCAGAUUCUCAUCAAUUUAUCAGCACAGAGCAGAUUUUUAAAUUCAUGGUACAAACUUUUUGAUAAUUCUAAGGUUAUGGCCUUCUUACUUUAGAAAACUUUUUUUUUUCCAGGAGCAACUGCAGUAAGCUUCACAACUAUUAAAUAAAACAUCAGUCAGAACUUUAGAAAAGAAGAGCUACUUGCAGCCAUAAAGGAUCUAAAUUAUUCGUUUUGUGUUCCCGUGCCCUCCACUAUGUCUUCAGAACCGAGCCUUGUGUGAUGACUCCGACUGCGACAGCGCCGAGCUGGAUCAAUCUGGAAGCGGAGAGCCCAGCCGCCCACCUAGCGCCGGAGCGUGGGUCUCCCCAUCCCAGCCCUACCAGGGGUCUCCACAGGCACCUCACACAGGACCUCCUUAGACCACUGGACACGAGUAAAGACCUGCAACUACCCUGGAAUGAACAAGCAUCACAGGCGUACACCAAUCUGUCAGUGCAGAGCAUUACUGUUGUCUAGAGGGAUCACACCUAAAACACGGCUCAGACUAUGACAAGUCCACUUAUGGUGUCUCAUGAGUUUGUUUCUGGCAAACCUUCAUCAGAUGACAUAAGACAUUUGUCAUAACCUGACAUCAGAUUUUUUGGCAGCUUGUGACAUCCGAUAAUGUCAUUUAUGUUCAGUAGGGUUUUUUAGGCAAAAUAGUUACCAAGGUAACCUUAGCCACUGCUCCAGUUCAGCAAAAACCCUCCACAGACACACGCACGCACAAGAUACCACACUUGUCCUUUAAACACUCUAAUCCUCACUCUGGGAGCAUCCUCCAUGAUUCUCCACACACUAAUGCAUCAAAUACUAAUGCAUAAUAAUGUAAAUAUCCAUGACAUACCACAUGAGAAAUAUCUAACUUUAUUUUGUUUGUAAGAUAAAAAUGUAAGACUAAACGGUAUGCAGCCCUGUGAACAAAUGCAUGACUACAUGUUUAUAAUUUAUGGUUCGAAUGUGUCAGUUUUAUAUUUUGUGAGAGUUUACACUUUUUUAAUCCUGGAAGUAUUACUUCAGUUACUUUGCUUUUUGUUAAUAAAUGUCAGCACUCAAGAAGAAAAAAAAAAAAAGUCAGACUGGAAUGAAAAUCUCACCGAGACAUUGAUCAUGAUGCAUAAUUAGGAUUCUCAGUAGGAAAUACAUAUUAUUUUUUUGAACCCUCCAGCUACUGAGUUUCAAAGACACAGGAACAUGGUUGAGGUUUUUUGUGUGAAGCUUAUCAAGUAUGUGACAGGACUGGAAACUUCUGGGUUCACUCUAAUUGCACUUUGUGUUUGGAAGGGGGGGCUCAGGGGCGGAGCUAGAUCAUUUUGACUGGUGUGACCAAACUGGGGCACCAACCAACGAAGGGGUCACAUGAAAAAUGGAGAACAUUUCUUAUUUUCAUAGCUCCCUUUAUCUCCACUUAUCAACUAUUACUUCACUAACAUUUAAAGGUACUGUAGGCAAGAAUCAGUUAAAGACGCAUUUUUUUUUUUUUUUUGUGGUUUAUAUACAAAAAAGCUUUUAAUAUCAGUCAAUAGAGAUUAGUUAUUGAUUACAUUUGGUAAUAUCACAAUAUCGCUGUGUUCUCUUAUGCCUGUGUCGUCAACAUCUGAGGAGGUGCCAGUUUCUGGGAGAAAUCUUGAAUGUAAACUCUACCCUUCCCAACCAGUUUUCCCCUCAGCUCCUCCUCUCCCCUCCCUCUCUGCUCCAGCAACCCCCGCCCACAAACAGACGCUCGUGCUCGCUCGUAUCGUUCCAAUUAAGUUCAGAUAAAUACUACGAGUGGGGCCCAGUCAACGUGAGAAACAUUGGUGCAACUGUAGAUGCCAACAGACUACCAGCAAACACAAUGUUUGCAGGACUGAGGGAAACAGUAUAGCGGCGCUAUAACACGCAGCAGGUCCCGUUUGACAAGAAACACUUCUGGUACACACAUUUAGCUCAUUUUGUUAUAACGGUUUACCUGUUAGGACGUGGAGCGUACGUCACAACAGGAGGGAGCAGCGUCUGCCUCACAACCAAUCAGGUCGGGGGAGGCGGGGAAUGGCUUUGUUUACAGUCGGAAUGAGCAGACCGCUCAAAAAUGUUAAACAGAGAACACAGCGAUAUUGGGAUAUUCCCAAAUGCCAUCAAUAACUAAUAGCUAUUGAUUGAUAUUAAAAGCUUUUUUGUGUAUACACCACAAAAAAGGGGCUUGUCUAACGGAUUCCUGCCUACUCCACCUUUAAGUAUCACUAAGAUGUUACAUUUCCUACAAGGGCUGUCAAAUUAUUAAGAUAUCUAAAUAUCUGGAAUAAUAGCUGGAUUUAGAUAGCUGAGCCAGACUUUUAAUUGCAUAUUUUAAAUUCAAUUUUAUUGCGUCUCAAAACAUUUUUACACUGCAUCAACAAAGUAAUUUUUCCCCCCAUUGUUAAAGCACUUUAGAUAAUUUACUUGAUUUAGUUUAAACCACAGGUCCCUCACUUUCAAUGGUUUGCCCAUACAGUUGACAUUAAUCAGAACAGCUGCACAUGUAGAGGGGUGAUAUUUUUAUCCCGUUUGGCACAAAAAUGCAUUAAUUUUUCACACAUCGACUGAGGUCUCAGUGUUUUUUUUAGUGAAAUGUGUUCAAAAGCCCAUCAGUGUCUUUUUUUUAUCACUGCAGAAGCAGAAAGAAUGAAGAUGUCACAGCACCUUAGUUAAGGAGUCAAAAUUUUGUUAAUUUUGCACUCUGCUGACACCCCUAGAUUAAGCAUAUACAUGUUUAAAAUUAAAAACAAACACAUGACCCUGACGAUGUUUCAAUCUUGAAAAGAACUUAAAAAGAAGAUUCAUGUCCAAAGUCGCAGUUUGCUGAACUUUGACACAACUCUAAGUCCUUAAUUAUGUACAAUUAAGGUAAUACCCCAACAUGAAGCACCUUUAGCAUAUUGUGUCCAACAUGUCUACAGAGUAAAAAGAUGUUAACAGACACAGCGCAGCAGAACCAGGGGUACUACAAUUCCCACAAUUCAACCCACUCUUGGUCAGAGUUGAGUUUGUCAGUGGGUUUUGAGCUACUUUGCUUAAGACAGUUAAGCUGUCUUGUGACACUACCUUAAACCUCUAGAUCCACCUUAAUUGGUAAAUUUCCCUUUUAGAGUUGAACCUAACAGGCUCCUGUACUUCACGGUGUUGAUAGGCUUCAGAAAAACCUCAGCUGUUCCUCCUACCCUUUAAGAUAACUGCAGAAGUAGCCAGAUAAGGAAUAGAGCACUCCUCUGUGGUGGUUACUCGUAGAACAGUAAGUAUCCUUUGGGUUUGAAUAGAAUUUUUUUUUAUACAGCAUUGCACAUUGUACCUGUAACAUAGGAGUUAUAUCAAAAGUAAAAUAUUAUGAGCAACAAUAAAAAAUGUAUUGGUUAAGAA
Xyrichtys novacula (pearly razorfish) is the source of this 12702-nucleotide messenger RNA. Lineage: Eukaryota; Metazoa; Chordata; Actinopteri; Labriformes; Labridae. The record is from the annotation of a GenBank genome assembly.